Molecule: messenger RNA, 2673 nt
Organism: Pelagomonas calceolata
Lineage: Eukaryota; Pelagophyceae; Pelagomonadales; Pelagomonadaceae
Source: the annotation of a GenBank genome assembly
GCUUCUCGCGUCGCGUCGAUGGCGCAAGGGCUCGACACCCUCGCUAUGGGACACUUUAUGCUUUUGCGCCGCGUCGAUGGCGGUGGGGCUCGACACACCCUCGCUAUGGGGAACUUUGCCUGCCCGAUGCGUCGCUGGGCUGCCCCGAUUGUGUAGACGUGGAGCCGUGCGUGUGGUGGCAGCUUAAAUGGCGAAACCCCGGAGCCCUGCUCCCUUGGACGGGCGCGGGCGCACAGCUGCUCCGUUGGACUUGCGCGGGCGCACAGCGCUUGGCGCGCGAACCCGACCGAUGAUCCACGCAUCACCUCGGCGAGCUGCUUGGAGGGCUCCACCCUAUCCACCUACAUCUGCUCGAUAGCCAAGGCCUGGCUCCGCUAGCUUGCAGCUCUAGCCCAGCGGCCGGCCUAAGCCGGCAGUCGCAAAGCCGCGGUGGGCCGACGGCCCGCGGCGGCUGGGCAGCCGCAGCGCCCCAUGGCCACCCGAGAUGCGAUAAAAAGCAUCGGGAACGGCAGCCGCGGCCUCCGUGCCGCGGCAGCACAAGGCAAAAGACUGCCUUGUGUCGCCGGCCAAAAACCGCGCGAUCGCGGUUUCUGCGGUGCUCGCACCACGGGUACCUUGCCAAUGUGGUCAGUGAUGGUUCUCAUGGCCCUCGGUUGUCGUUUUACGACAGCCCCAAACCUAGUAGGUUUUGGGUCUAGAGUCUAUCAUCUAAGGCUGGGCUCUGCGGGUCAAGGCUUGAUUGGCAUUCACGCGCAGCUCAGCGUGGGCGCGCAUCCGCUGCUUGAUUGCGCAGUGCGUAAACACGUACGCGGGCAUCAGGGCUGCCCGCGCACCGCCGGCAGCACCUCUUGGAAGCCCUCAGCCCCAUCACAAAGCCCAAGUGCUGGACCGCAGCUAGCGUGCCGCCGCCCUCCUGCGAGACGACGCGUUGCGGCACUCGUCAGCCGCUCGUCGACGCCAGAAGCCGUCGGACGCAGCGAAAAGAGUUGUCGCGCCGCGAGACGCGCGCCGACCCGACCCGCGAACGUGACCUCAUGGCCCCCGCCAAGAAGUCCGGCACUCGCACGUCGGCUCGCGUGCGCAAGCCGCCCUCCGUUGCGGGCGACUUUGAGUACGACAUGGAUCGGCUCUCUUUGCGCUCGCGAGCCAAGUCAAGGCGCGUGGGAACCAAGCGCGUGGGAACCAAGAAGGCGUCCGGCAACCUCUGUGCCUGCGGUAUUUGUGGUGGUAGAGUUUCCCACAAGGGCAACUACCGCCAGGACUGCAAGUACCGCAUCGCGAACAACCUCAAGUGCGACGCGUCGGGCAAGGCAGCUGCGUCGCGCACGGCGUCGGGGGUCUACUAUGGGGGCUACCCCUGUGCCUGCGGCGGCUCGACUUGUGGUAGAGUUAAAUACGAGGGCAACUACCGCCAGGACUGCGCGUACCGCAUCGCGAACGACCUCGAGUGCGACGCGUCGGGCAAGACCGCGGAGUACGACGCGGAGUACCUCGCGAGACCAGAAGUCAAGGCGCGGCACGCGGAUCCUUUUGGAGGCCAUCAGGCCAACAUUGCUGCGCGAACCGCGAAGUAUCACCUCGCGGCGUUGGAGGCGCGCCGGAAGCACAAGCUCUGGAAGGAGUCGCUCGAUCCGUUGCAGCUCAAACUGGUGGAGGAUGCCGAGGCAGCGAUCCAGGCGGUCUGGGAUGCGGAGUCUGAGAGGUGGGCCGAGGCCAAGAUCUACGCCAACGGUAUCUGCGCGUCGCUCGCGAAGAGCAAUCCGGAACUGGCGUUCAUCUUCGGCCGGGAGUGGGUCGGCACGCGGCUCAUCUGCGCGGACGACGAAUGGGCCUGCUCGGCGAUGCGGGUCAAGGACAUGGGCGGGCUCUUGAUCCACGCGACGAACGUGGCACCGGACCGCCUCGAGCUCGUCGACGGCGAGCCCUUCAUGCUCCGGCCGUCGCGAAAAGAGCACCAGUGGGGCAACACGAAGUUCGUCUACGGCUCGCUCUCGAACGACGCGUCGUUGCCGAUCUCGUUCGUCGAGGUGCACAACGGCAAGCGCUUCGUGUCGCUCGCUCGCGAGCAGCCGGCCUCCAACGCGGUCUACCUCUACAUCCUCGACCAGCGCCACGCGCAGUACGAGGACUUCCACCAGGUCUACAGAAGGGGCGGGAUUAUCACCCAAGCCAUGCGCUUCUUCGCGCGGUGCUGCAAGCCCGUCGACGUCGCGCGCGACACGCCGGGCGUCACGGUCCUCAAGAUCUUCUGGAAAGAGGGCGCGCCGGACGUUCCCUACGUCGAGGUGCUCUACGGCGAGCCGCUGGUCCCCGACUUUUCGUUGAAUUGGGACGCAGCGUCGCCGGAGGCGCGCGCGUUUUCGGAGCGCGCGGUGGCCCGCGCGGCGGAGUUGCGAGAGAAGCGGAAGGCGAAGUUGGAAGGGAGGGCGCCGCCGGCUAGAAAGCGGAAGGCGCCGGCGACGGCGCCGCCGGCGAAGCGGAGCAAGUGCUCGUCGCAGGCGACCAUACCUACCGUCAUGAACCGAGAUCUCGCCGCCCUGGUCGCGUUCCUGCCCGACGUGCCGGCCUGGCCCGAGCCAGCGGCGCCGACGCCCGCCGCGCCGCCGGCGUCCGACGAUGCUGAGAUGGACCUAUCGUAGAGCUGGCUUGGUUUAUAAGUGUGUCAUUAAUAAA